Molecule: messenger RNA, 6227 nt
Organism: Dicentrarchus labrax (European seabass)
Lineage: Eukaryota; Metazoa; Chordata; Actinopteri; Moronidae
Gene: polg
Product: polymerase (DNA directed), gamma
Exons: 23
Coding region: 238-3831 (1197 amino acids)
Biological process (GO): mitochondrial DNA replication
Cellular component (GO): gamma DNA polymerase complex; mitochondrion
Molecular function (GO): DNA binding; 3'-5' exonuclease activity; DNA-directed DNA polymerase activity
Source: RefSeq, a predicted model, not a curated record
AAUCCACGUUGUACAAAACUGCAGCGUCUCCACCGUGUUGUUCAUCCAACCCAUUUUGUUCGUAGUGCUAAAAACAGCUCAGUCAUCCGGGCCGCUUGGGGUCGCCAAUGCUUCGUCUCGCUGCUUUGGUCGUACAACAAGGUCGGCAUGCUAAGAAGCACAUUUACUGUUUUAGCUUCGUUGACUGCUUUAACGUUUUAAUACAGAUCCGCUCUAGUGUGAAGUCCUCAUGAGGUGAUGCUGCAUGUGUUGCGCUAUCCUCUGCAGAGGAGUCUCAUCUCUCUGCAAUGGACGUGUCUGCGCUCCCUGUACUCCACCAAGCCUCAGUCCCUUCAGGGCGAGGACCCCACAGACACCCGCCUGAACCCCCUGAACAUUCAGAUGCUGUCAAGGAAUCUCCACAAGCAGAUCUUUCGAGGGGUGGAACCAGAGUACAGAGAGGACGAUGUGGAGCGCAGCAUCAAGCACCUGCAGAAACACCAGCUGUGGGGGAAAGAAACUUCACUGUUGCCCGAUGUGGAGCUGAAGCUUCCCAAGAUGUAUGGCAAAAAUAUUGAUGAGCACUUUCGUAUCUUGGCCCAGAAUCAGAGUCUACCUUACCUUGAGGCUGCUUCCAAGCUGCAUAUGGCUGAGCUUCCUCCCAUGCCACAGGAAUGGAGCUGGAGUAUUGGCUGGACACGCUAUGGCCCCGAUGGGGAGAGUCAGAAGGUUGAUUUCCCGGAUGAGUCUGUGCUGGUGUUUGAUGUGGAGGUGUGCAUGACGGAGGGACAGUGUCCCACACUGGCUGUUGCUGUGUCUCCCACUAACUGGUACUCCUGGUGCAGUAAGCGUCUGAUUGAAGAGCGCUACACCUGGUCAAACCAGCUGACCCUAGCUGACCUCAUCCCACUGGAGACCAGUAUCAACUCUACCCGCCCGCCAGGCGGCCAGUGGAAGAAGAGUCUCAUUGUGGGUCAUAAUGUCAGUUUUGAUCGCUCUUACAUUAAGGAGCAAUACUUACUGAAGGGUUCUAAGGUACGCUUCAUGGACACUAUGAGCCUUCACAUGGCCAUUUCUGGGUUGACUGGGUUCCAGCGGACACUGUGGAUGGCCAGUAAGACGGGGAAAAGGAGGGGUCUACAGGAGGUCAAAGAACACAUGAAGAAAACUGGACAGAAAAAAGAGGGCCCCAUGAUUGGCUCCUGGGACUGGGUGAAUAUUAGCAGCAUUAAUAACCUGGCUGAUGUCCAUGCUCUGUAUGUGGGAGGGCCACCACUGAAGAAAGAAUCUAGAGAUAUCUUUGUGAAGGGCAGUAUGAUGGACGUCAGGAACAACUUCCAGGAGUUAAUGCAGUACUGCGCUAUGGAUGUUCAGGCCACACAUCAAGUCUUCACAGAACAGCUACCCCUUUUCUUGGAGAGGUGUCCUCAUCCAGUGACGUUUGCUGGCAUGCUGGAGAUGGGCGUGAGCUACCUUCCUGUCAAUAAAAACUGGGGGCGUUACCUGGAAGACUCUCAGGACAUUUACGAAGAGCUCCAGAGAGAGAUGAAGAAGUCUCUGAUGACUCUUGCUGACGAUGCCUGCCAGCUGCUGCAGGACGACAGAUACAAAGAAGACCCCUGGCUUUGGGAUUUUGAGUGGGAUGUGCAGGAGUUCAAGCUGAAGAAAGUACCAACCAGCAAACAGAAGAAUUCCAAAAAAGCAGCUGAAACUGAAGUUGCUACUCCUAUUCCAGACUACGAGCAAGACCCAGGACCACCCUCUGAGGAGGAGAUGGCAAGCCCUUGUCCCAGCAGGCUGGCUCUGGAGAAGCUGAAAGAAACAGUGGAUCGGCUUCCUAAAAGAAGGCAACAUCUUCCUGGACAUCCAGGGUGGUAUCGUAAGCUCUGUGAGAAGAUGGCUGCGGAGGACAGCUGGUCACCUGGAGCCAGCCUCAUCAGUCUACAGAUGAGAGUGACUCCUAAGCUGAUGGGUCUGACAUGGGAUGGUUUCCCCCUGCAUUAUACAGAGAAACACGGGUGGGGCUACUUGGUACCUGGACGUAGGGAUAACCUGGUACCUCAGGAGGAAAACACAGGGCCUGUGUGCCCACACAGAGCUAUUGAGAGAGUUUACAAAGAGUAUUGUGAGCAGAACAGCAAAGAAAAGCCUGAAUAUCUGGACAGCGACCUUUCAGAAGACCUCUUGUGGACAGACAGCACAGUGUGGACAAAGGUGGAAGAGUUGGGUUCCUUUGAAAGUCUGACAGAGGAAAAUGGAGUCAGAAUGAUAAAAAAUGGCGUGAAGAAAAAAGUGUCCAACGAUCCACAUUACAUCCCAGAAGAGGCGCAGUGCUAUUAUUACCAUGGAAACGGCCCCUACAAUGAUGUAGAUAUCCCAGGAUGCUGGUUUUUCAAAUUGCCCCAUAAGGAUGGUAAUCACAACAAUGUUGGCAGUCCCUUUUCAAAAGACUUCCUGGCUAAGAUGGAGGAUGGUACUCUCAGGGCAGGACGGGGUGGAACCAACGCUACAAGAGCGCUGGAGAUCAACAAAAUGAUGUCCUUCUGGAGGAAUGCCCAUAAGCGUAUAAGCUCUCAGAUGGUGCUGUGGCUGCGAAAGGGAGAACUUCCUCAUAUUGUCAUCAGACACAAAGCAUUCAAUGAUGAGGGUCAGUAUGGGGCCAUAAUACCUCAGGUCGUCACAGCUGGAACGGUAACACGUAGGGCUGUGGAGCCAACGUGGCUGACUGCUAGUAAUGCCCGGCGGGACCGGGUAGGCAGUGAGCUGAAGGCAAUGGUGCAGGUACCACCUGGAUAUCACCUUGUGGGAGCAGACGUAGACUCUCAAGAGUUGUGGAUCGCUGCUGUACUCGGAGAUGCUCACUUUGCUGGCAUGCACGGUUGUACAGCGUUUGGCUGGAUGACUCUUCAGGGAAAGAAGAGUCAGGGCACUGACCUGCACAGCCGCACUGCUGACACUGUGGGCAUCAGCCGAGAGCACGCCAAGGUGUUCAACUAUGGACGCAUUUAUGGUGCUGGACAACCCUUUGCUGAGAGACUGCUAAUGCAGUUCAACCACCGCCUCAGUCAGACUGAAGCUUCUAAUAAGGCCAAGCAGAUGUACGCCUUAACAAAGGGCAUACGCAGAUACCAUCUGACAGAGGAAGGCAAGUGGCUGCUCAGUGAACUGAAUGUAGAGGUGGAGACGGCGGAGGAUGGAAGUGUCACCCUGAAGGAGCUGCGGAGGAUCUCUAGACUGGUUUCACAGAGCACUAAGCGGAAGAGGUGGAGCAUAGUCGACAAACGUCUGUGGGCUGGAGGUACAGAGUCGGACAUGUUCAACAAGCUGGAGAGCAUUGCUCAUUCAGCCGAGACAGCUACUCCUGUUCUAGGCUGCAGGAUUAGCAGAGCACUGGAGCCCAAGGCAGUCAAGGAUGAGUUUAUCACGAGCAGAGUGAACUGGGUGGUCCAGAGCUCUGCAGUGGACUACCUACAUCUGAUUUUGGUUGCCAUGAAGUGGCUCUGUGAGGAGCAUGACAUCGACGGCCGUUUCUGCAUCAGCAUCCACGACGAGGUGCGGUACCUCGUCUGCAGCAAAGACCGUUACCGAGCAUCGCUGGCACUUCAGAUCACAAACCUGCUUACGAGGAGUAUGUUCUCUUAUGCAUUGGGCAUGCAGGACCUUCCCCAGUCAGUAGCUUUCUUCAGUUCAGUUGACAUUGACCAGUGUCUGCGGAAGGAGGUCAACAUGGACUGCGUGACCCCCUCCAACCCCACAGGUCUGGAACGAAGAUAUGGCCUACCACCUGGCGAGGCCUUGGACAUCUACCAAAUCCUCGACAUCACUAAAGGCUCUCUGAACAAAGGAAAAUAGCACUUUGUGGGCCAAGAUGACAACUGUCAAGAGGCCAUUUGGCAGCUUGUCAAGUUCAGAUCAGUGAGGAAGUCUUCAUUCACUGCUUCCUCUUCUUCUGUUUGGGUUCUUGGGUUUCCUCUGCUUUCUGCGAGUCUGUGGCCUGAAAGGAAGAAGAAACAACCACUGAGAUCUCACCCAGCAGAAGUCUACUGAAUUAGAGACUGUUCAAGGGAAUUAAAACACUUCAAUGCAGAAAAUUCAAAACGUCACACAUGGGAAAACCUUUCAGCAGUUAGCUCAAUCUGCACAGUAAAAAAAACUAUAACAGCUUUGAGUCACGUAAUCAAGUAAAGAGGGAGAAAGAUAAAAACUGCACUGUGAAGACAGGAAAGACAGUGAGGACUUUUGGAGAUGCCAUUUACAGUAUGAGAUUGCACUUACCUCCUGAGUUUCAUCGUGCUCCUGCAGGGCUGCGUCCAGAGUAGCAGUGUUGAUGCGGAAAUCUCUUGAGGUGCUCAACUUCAUGUACUGCAUCAGAUUUACCUGGACAAACACAGAUGUUGGUGAAGCACUGUAUGUGACCGGCCCAACAGCACUGACAGAGUUCUGCUCUUUAUGUAUUUAGAGAAUCACAUUUUGUCCACUAACUCGAGCCAUCCAGUGCACACAUACCUUUGAUUUCUUUGAGAGAGUGAUGAGGUAUUUCUCAUACUGCUCGAUGCUGAAGAUUAAGUUAGGGAUGGCCUUUGUUUCACGCAGAAGUUUUGUCUACCAAGAAGAAAAAUCUUGAUGAACAGAUGGAUUCUUUCAAAACCGUUCCAGCAAGUUUUUAGUUGUACAGUGUACCUAUACAUUUUUAUUGAAGAUAAACAGAAAAUGGAAAUUCUUGUUACAAAUCAAUUACAUAAUUAGGAGAUAAAUGUCCUUACAGAGGCAGCAGUGUUCACUUCAUUCCUUUUCUUUUUCUUCUUGUCAUCUGCACCUCCAACGCUGAAUUCUCCACUCUAAUAGAGAAAACACAAACAUUUUCAAAACACUCCCUCCUGAAGCAGAAAAGCUCAAACAGCACAGUCAUAAUUGGAGAUUAUAAUUUGUUUGAAAACACUGAAAAGUGUUGGCAGGGACUAGUUUAUAAAACUGGAGUGUUGGAGGUUGUACCUGUGCAUAUGUGAUGAAAGAGUAGCACUGUGGUGUUAGGUGGGAGCCGGACAGUUUGACCUGCACAGAAAACACUAGAUUAGCGUUGACCUCAUAAGUACUAGAAGAUACAAACAUAGAAACAAUACAUUAGACUCACCAGCUUCUCAAAGCGUGCUGGCAGUGCCCCGUGCUGGCUGGAACACACCUGGAUGUACUAAAAGUGACACAUUGAAAAGAAAUCAUCACACGAGAUCAACUUCACAAACUCUGCCUUCAUACUGCGAUCAUAGAGUGGACAAAUACGCACAUAUUUGACCAGAGUAGUGAGGAUGCUGUAUGUGCGAGUCAGCUCUCUGAGCAGUGUUAUGGUACAAGUGCCAGGCAGCAGGGCCGUCUGGACCAGCUCAUUUAAUGCUGUCAAAAGAGUCCCAAGCUGCAGUGUCACAGCUUUUUCAAUUGGAUCCUGCUGGCCUGCAGUCUGGGUGGCCUCACCUUACAGGAACAUAACAUCACAGAAGUUUUAGUACCGUCCCCUGACAGAGAUGCAUCUCCUCCCUUGUCCCCUCUCAACUGUUACCAUUAAUCCAAUGGGGCAUCGGUAUGAAAAUGGUUCUUACCGGAGCCCGAUUUGUCAGCGACUGUCUGGCUUUUCUUUCUGGCAAUCAGCCAGUCCACUUCAUCAAGCACUCUGUCAACCUGAGACAGGACCAGCAGCUGUGGCAAGAGAUUAAAAAUGAUGACGAAGAUGGUGAGCACACUGCGCAAAAUGGGGUGUCACAGCAAAUCAGAAGCUUCCAGUUGAAAAACCAACUAUAAAAAAAACUAACAACCAACACUCACUGCUGCUGUGGUCGAGGUCUUCGUGUUGACAGUGGCAAAGUGGGACUGUUUUUCUACGUCCACGUCCUGAUCAUACAGAAAGAAAACGAAGAUUAAAAAAACAAGUGGCAUAAUUAGUACUUAGAAAGGAAGGCCAAAUGAUUACUGUUGGAAUAAAUCAGUCAUGUGUUGAUCAGCUGGCAUUGUAAUUGGAUAAAUAAAUGUUCUAACAUGGUCAGUAGCAACUAAUCUUUAAUACAGCGAGAAUUUGGGAUGACAUGAGACAAUGAUCAAAAGUUGGAUUUCAACUAUGGACAAAAGAGUUUUCAAUGCAGGUUCAUAAUUUUGUAAUGUCAAAAAACAAAAAAUGAGAUAUACAAUAACACAAACUGUAAAUAGCUGUGUGUCCCAAAUGCCAUAAUAAACUCUCUAUAAAGUUCUUGUAUCAACUGCUA